Molecule: messenger RNA, 768 nt
Organism: Papaver somniferum (opium poppy)
Lineage: Eukaryota; Viridiplantae; Streptophyta; Magnoliopsida; Ranunculales; Papaveraceae
Product: F-box/kelch-repeat protein At3g06240-like
Exons: 1
Coding region: 1-768 (255 amino acids)
Source: RefSeq, a predicted model, not a curated record
AUGAAUGAAUUUUGUUACUGUAAAUAUGCAAUUGGUUAUGAUGACCGGAUUGACGGUUUUAAGGUUGUGAGGUUGGUGUGGUUUGAUGGUGAUUUUAGUAAAUAUCAGGUAUAUACACUUAAAUCUAAUUCAUGGAGAAGGCUUGAGGAUAUACCUUAUUCUGACCUUCGUGCAGGGAAACCCGAAAUGCAAGUAAGUGUAAAUGGAGCUACACACUGGCUAACAUCGUGUGCCUACGAGCCCGGGAAAGUCAUAUUGUCGUUUGAUUUCAAGGAUGAGAGAUUCAAUAUGAUGCCCGUACCCAGGUUUUGCAACGUAUACCCUGAAACAAAUUUGUGUUCGCUGGGAGGCUCCCUUUGCUUACAUGGUUCUAUUGGCGGUCGGAUUGAUGUAUGGGAGAUGAAGGAGUAUGGAGUGACUGAAUCGUCGGCUAAACUCUUCACCUUUAACCAGGAUCCUACGCAGUUGGAUCCACUUCUGUUUGUCAAGAAUGGCGAGGUUUUAUUAGGAUAUCACACUGAUGUUGGUAAUCAUCUGGAUCUAUAUGACAUAAUGUGUGGAACAUCCCUAUAUCUUAACUCUCUUUCUAAGCCGCAUUCCUGGCGUGCCAUUACCUGUUGGGGAUUUGGCUCGACCCAAAUCCAUGAGAUUAGUCUUACAUGGGAUAUGCGGAGUUCUAGGUGGAGACUAAUAAGGUGUGGAAUCUAUCUACAUAGUACCGAUGCCUUUUCGAUUAAAACCCCACAUCUGUUUGGCAAAAGGUGGUGA